CACGCCACUGAUCCUGCGGUAAAGAUGGCGGCGGCGGAGGGGGCGCGCAGCGGCUGGAGCAGAACGGAACGACCCCAGACGGGUUCGUUUUAAGAGAAACGGUGCUGGGGGGCAGGAGAAUCCUACAUUCCCGCUUAACAGAGCCGCUUAUCCGGUUUAGUAGAAUUGUACGAUUAGACAGUGUGCUGUUAGGUGUUAGGUGUUGGGUGGGUUCAAUCGCUCUCUCCCAUACACACACACACACACAGAGAGAUUGCUAAGCUAAGCUAACAGAGUUCGGUCCGGUCCGGUAGAAGAGAAGGAAGAGGAGGAGGAGGGGUGACCAAGAAAGGGAAGACAAUCAUCCCUUGAAGAACAGGCCGUCGUCCCGCGGUUCGUUCGUUCGUUGUGGGAUGUGAGCGGUCCAAACGGACGGCGGGUCUUUCCACAGAUCUGUGUUAUUUUCCCACCCAGAACACUCGCAGGAUGGGACAACAGGUAGGCCGCGUGGGAGAAGGGGCUUCCGCUGGGAUUCAGACCCCACCGCAGGGGCAACAGCAGCAGGGCAGAUCGAACCGGGCCAGCAGCUCCGGGAGGAGACCCCGAGACUGCAACAUCACAGGCACGCCACCGGGCAGAACUGCCGCCGCUGCAGCGAACAUCAUGCCGGAUCCAGGGAUCAAUGUUUUCACCCUGCACUCAGAGGCCCUGCACAGGCCGUUUGGACUGGACUCGACGGCACUGACUGAAGCGGUGCGCUGGAGCUCGAAGGAGAAUCUGUUGGGUGCUGCAGAGAGCGACCCGAACCUCUUCGUUGCUCUUUACGACUUUGUUGCCAGUGGUGACAACACGCUAAGCAUCACGAAAGGAGAGAAGCUGCGAGUGUUGGGGUACAAUCAGAAUGGAGAGUGGAGUGAAGUUCGUUCAAAGAACGGCCAGGGUUGGGUACCCAGUAACUACAUCACCCCCGUGAACAGUCUGGAGAAGCACAGCUGGUAUCAUGGGCCCGUGUCCCGCAGCGCCGCUGAGUACCUGCUCAGCAGUCUGAUCAACGGCAGCUUCCUGGUGAGGGAGAGCGAGAGCAGUCCUGGCCAGCUCUCCAUCUCGCUUCGCUACGAGGGACGGGUCUAUCACUACCGGAUCAACACCGCCUCUGACGGAAAGGUCUACGUAACAGCUGAGAGUCGUUUUAGCACGUUAGCUGAGCUGGUUCAUCAUCAUUCCACAGUGGCGGAUGGUCUGGUAACUACACUACACUAUCCCGCUCCAAAAUGCAACAAGCCAACCGUCUACGGCGUCUCUCCCAUCCACGACAAGUGGGAGAUGGAGCGCACCGACAUCACCAUGAAACACAAAUUGGGUGGUGGCCAAUACGGAGAGGUGUACGUCGGAGUUUGGAAAAAGUACAACCUCACUGUAGCUGUAAAAACACUAAAGGAGGACACCAUGGAAGUUGAGGAGUUUCUGAAGGAGGCUGCAGUCAUGAAGGAGGUGAAACAUCCCAAUCUAGUACAGUUACUGGGUGUGUGUACACUGGAGCCUCCAUUCUACAUAGUGACGGAGUACAUGCCCCACGGGAACCUGCUGGACUACCUGCGUGAGUGUGACAGAGAACAGGUGAACGCUGUGGUGCUGCUCUACAUGGCCACUCAGAUCUCCUCCGCCAUGGAGUAUCUGGAGAAGAAGAACUUCAUCCACAGGGACUUGGCAGCUCGUAAUUGUCUGGUUGGAGAGAAUCACGUGGUCAAGGUGGCUGAUUUCGGACUGAGCCGUCUGAUGACAGGCGACACUUACACCGCUCAUGCAGGUGCCAAAUUCCCCAUCAAAUGGACAGCACCAGAGAGUCUGGCCUACAACACCUUCUCCAUUAAAUCAGAUGUGUGGGCAUUUGGAGUUUUGCUUUGGGAGAUUGCGACGUACGGCAUGUCUCCAUACCCAGGAAUCGACCUGUCUCAGGUGUACGACCUGCUGGAGAAGGGCUACCGCAUGGAGCAGCCCGAGGGCUGUCCCCCUAAAGUUUACGAGCUCAUGAGAGCCUGUUGGCAGUGGAGUCCACUGGAUAGACCCUCAUUUGCUGAGAUUCACCAGGCUUUUGAGACCAUGUUCCAUGACUCCAGCAUCUCAGAAGAGGUAGCCGAAGAACUGUGUAAAACCGCAUCUGGUGGGCAAUGUGGGCUCGCACACACCUUCGGCCACGAUAUGCCACUCUUGCCCUCAAAGUCUCGUAGCCAGAAGAAACACUCUGAGAACAAAGAGAAUAUGGAAGACGCAGGACCCCAUGGCCCUGCAGGUCUUGCAGCAUCCCUUUUUGUUGGUGAUGGACGCUUCAGCAGCUCUCCGGCCCUACCACGUAAACAGAGGGAUAAGUCUCCCUCUAGCCUGCUGGAGGACUCCCAGGACACCACCUUCACCCGUGACCGCAAAGCUGGCUUCUUCAGUUCUUUCAUGAAGAAGAAGUCCAUGUCCUCAUCUUCUACUUCGUCCUCACCUCAGCAGCAGCAGAAUCUCCCAAUGCCACCCAAGAGGAGCAGCUCUUUCCGGGAGAUGGAGACCCAGCCCCAUAAAAAGUAUGAGCCCACGGCUGGGUUUGCAGGCCCUCCUCCUUUGCCCCAAUCUGAUGGGUUGAGUUUCUCUCCAUCUCAUGGUGAGGGGAACCAUGUGCAGUCCCGCUGUUGUGGGGCCACGUUUGGGCAGAAGCCCUCAUGUUCAAGCUCUGGAGCAACCUCUGGUCAAGUGGGAGGCAGCAGUAGCUGGGGAAGCCUAGCGGGCUUCUUCACCCCUCGCCUUAUCAAAAAGACCCUGGGUUUGCGGACUGGUAAGCCUUCUGGGAUAGACGAAGGGAGUGCAACCAAGCCGUUCCCUCGUUCCAAUUCAACUUCCUCUAUGUCUGCUGGGUUGCCAGACUUAGAGCGCAUGGCAUUGACAUUACCAAGAAACCGUAGCAAACCCCCACUAGAGCGCACAGCUUCCACCACCUCACAGCCAGAAAACGGGGCAGCACGACCUUCGGAUGCAAUCCUGAGGAAGCUUGACGAAGGUACGGCUCAGAUACGGGAUCGUCCCAAAGCCAAACUCUUGCCACGAGGGGUGGCAGGUGGAGUUAGGGCACCAGGUGUAGGGGGAGAGGCUGAUUCGGACUCCAACACACGGGGAAAAGAUGGGCAAGAUGACAGGCAAGGUUGGUCGUCUCCAUCGAAAACCUCCACUCUUGGUUCAGUCAAUCUGCACAACCACAAAGUUCCAGUUCUGAUCUCGCCGACCCUAAAGCACAGCUCGGCCGACGGCCUAGUUGGCGUGGACUCUCAGGGCAACCGCUUCAAACUGCUGUCUGACAGUGGGGAUCGUGACCGACCACGACUGGUAAAGCCAAAAUGUGCACCUCCUCCACCACCCAUGCUCCGCUCCCUCCAACACACCUACAGUGCCGAUGCAGCCGAUGAAGCAGUCAGUGGGAACAUGGAGGUCAAUGGAGAUGGCCUCAAAAGGUCAGGGAGAGAAGCCAGAGGGGCGCGUCCAUCCAUACCACCACCACAAGUGCCUCCAGCUCCCAUAGUCCCCACUAGCAACACCACCACCCAGACUAAGUUGGCCAAUGGUUCUUCCAGUGGCGGACAUGGCCCUGCUUCUGCUAAACCCACCCUUAGAAGGACUCGGCAGCAGACAGAACGGAUCCCCCUGGAGAAGAUCAGCAAGGAGGCUCUUUUGGAAUGUGCUGAAUGCUUGAGUAGUGCUCUUCAAGGCAACACCGAGCUUUCUUCCAGCAGCCAGGUCCUGGAUGUGGGACACCAACUUUUGGACUACUGCUCGGGGUAUGUCGAUUGCAUCCCACAGACGCGCAAUAAGUUUGCCUUUCGCGAGGCAGUGGGUAAACUGGAGUUGAGUCUACAGGACCUGCGUGCUUCCUCUGCGGGUGGGGGAGCGGGACUAGGGGCACCUGGGACCAGCCCGGCUCUUGACAACUUGCACACGUGCAUUAAAGAGAUCAGUGAUGUAGUCCAAAGGUAGCCACUGUGUCUGCUACACCUUCCAAAACUCCUCCUCCUGCACCCCUUGAAACUUUUCGCCCCAGAAUCAAUCUAGUUUUAUUUCAAUUUUGGGGGACAGAGAUUAUUCUCUAAAAAGUACCUCAGAAAAUGAAUACAAACACAUACACACACUCUCUCUAUCUUUAUUGUUUACAGGUGACUUUCUCAUUGAAAUUGCCAGUUGGGAACAGAGUUCUUUGUAUAUAAGCUUUUUGUCACUACCAGAAUACACAUGGUUUUGAUUUUGACAAAUUUACUUUGUAAUUAAUAUUUACAGUUUCAUCUUGGUAUGACAGAAUGAAUUUUCACAAAUAGACAGGGGUUGCACAGGUUAAGGUGAGCCGACUACAUGCUAACUGGUCCACUUUUGUAUUCAGAUCAAGUUUUCCAUCAACUUUUUUGGUUCUUUAAUUUGCAUUUGAUUCACAGUAACUGGAUAUUGCGUCAAAAUGUCAAUGCAAACUUGGAAAUGCCAUUUAAAACAUGAAUCAGUUUUGCUUAAACAAUAUUGCUUGUUCAGAACAUACAGUAGUAAUGAAUGUGGAUUGCAAACACAGACAGCUCUAUACACAUUUGUUCUGUCUCGUUUUACACACUAAAAGUACUUCUGUCUACAUCCCAUACUGUCAUUUUUAAUUUGACCACAUUUGUUACAAACACUACAGCAUUUGAUGACCAUUGAUGAUUUUGUAAUUAGUCUUUAUUUCUAUAUGGUCCAUCCAUUAUAGUUAGUAGUGGUUUGCUGUGGCAUAGUUGAAAUGGUGUUGGAUCUGUCACCACAUGGAUCAUGUUUGGCCUUUUAUAUCUGUGGCCUUUAGAUAAUUCCCCCAUUAGCAAGAUGGCACAGAACUACAUUCAUACUCUAGAAUUUUAUUGAUUUGCAAUGGGGAAAUUAUUUGAUGUGUGGAUAGUCUGAAUUUAUUUUUUGACAAUGUCAUAUUGCC
Rhinichthys klamathensis goyatoka is the source of this 4948-nucleotide messenger RNA. It is a transcript of the gene abl2, whose product is annotated as c-abl oncogene 2, non-receptor tyrosine kinase. The coding region runs from base 466 to 3984 and encodes 1172 amino acids. The transcript has 12 exons. Gene Ontology annotation, biological process: regulation of apoptotic process; protein phosphorylation. NCBI's taxonomy places the organism in Eukaryota, Metazoa, Chordata, Actinopteri, Cypriniformes, Leuciscidae. Gene Ontology annotation, molecular function: ATP binding; protein binding; non-membrane spanning protein tyrosine kinase activity. The record is from RefSeq and is a predicted model, not a curated record.